AUGGUGUCAGAAGACUCUAGAGCUGAGUCAGCAGACAUAACCGCUGACUCAUCAAACACAAGCACUGAGUCAGCAGACUCAACCGCUGAGCCAGAAGACUCCCACAAACCCACCACCGAGGUGGACAUAGGCGGCCCCGGGUGGUAUACCACGAGCCAGUUCGCCCUGGAGCGGCUGUUCCACGUGCGGCUGCAGCAGUACGCGUGCCUGACGCCCCACCGCGCAGCAGCACAGCUGGUGUACGUGCCCUACUACCCCGGCUACGAUGUCAAGCGCCACCUCUCCUCCGCGCCCAACUGCUCCGUCACCGACGCCCUGGGCCGAGCUGCACUGGAUGCUGCCUUUGCUGCUCAGGGGAAUGGUGCUGGUGCUGCUCAGGAUGGGAAUGGGGAUGGUGGUUAUGGCGCUUCUACUGCUACUGCCUCCGGUAGUGGCGGUGGUGGUGGUGACUCUGCUGCUGCUUCUGUUGCGUCCGCCUCGCCUCCACUCCUCCUACUCCUUGGCCACAUUGCCAUGGAGUUUUUCCGCUUCCCCUACCAGACCUGCCCCGGACCAGGCUCGGCACUGCUUCGGGACCCGCGGCUGGUUCGGCAAGGCAAUGCUGUGAUUGUGGGGAUAGAGGCGUACCCUGAAGGUGUUCUUGUAACGAGCGUGCCCUAUCCGAGCUACUUCCACCCUCGGACCAGGGGUGAAUUGGAUGAAUGGCGGAGCAAGGUGAUGGGGGGAAAAUGGGAUGAGGGGGAAUGGGAGGAAGGAGAGUGGGGUGUGGAGGAGAGAGAGGAGGGAAGCGGGGGUGAAGAGGACGGUGAGGGGGGGAUAGGGGUAGAGGGAGAGGCGGAGGAGGUGGUGAGAACAUUGGAGCGUAAGCUUGGGGAAGAGGAGGAUGAGGAUGAGGAAGAUGGUGAUGGGGAUGGUGGCAGUGAGGGGGAUCAAGUUGAGGAGAUUUGGAAGAAGCUGAAACGUCAAGUGUAUGGGCAGGAGGAGAGUGACGGUGUGGAGAAGACUGGUGAGGAGAAACUAGUGGAGGAGAGGAAUGAUGGGGAGGAGGGAUCGGAUAUGGAGAAGGCGGAGGAACAGGAGAGUGUGGAAGGGACGGAGGAGAAUAGAAAGGUGGAGGAAGAGGAAGGUGAGGGAGAUGAUGGUGAUGACGAUGCAGAGGAGGAGGAGGAGGCAACGCAGGGAGAGAAAGGGAGGGAUAGGCAGAGGGGAGACGAGGAAGAGGACGAAAAGGAGGGGGAGAAAGAAGAGGAGGAGGUGGAGGAUGUUGUGAGGCAGGUGUGGGAGAAGCUGCAGAGGGAGGUGCUGGGUGAUACCGAUGAGGGGGUGGGUGAUACCGAUGAGGUGCUGGGUGAGAGGGAGAGGCACGAGAAAGAGAUAGAGGAAAAGGAAGAGGGAGAGGAAGAGAUAGAGGAAAAGGAAGAGGGAGUGGAAGAGAUAGAGGAAAAGGAAGAGGGAGAGGAAGACGAAGUGGAAGGGGUAGGGGAGGGUGAAACGAUGAGAAGGGUUUCGGAGGGAGAGAGUAAAGUAAAGGAGACGAAAGGGGAGGAGGAUGAGGACGAGGAUGAAGAUGGUGUGAAGCAAACUUGGUUGAAGCUGAAGAGGGAGGUGCUGGGAGAUACAGACGAUGCUGGGGUGGGUGAGGACAUGGAGCGAAAAGAGAGGGGAAGCGAGGAAAAUGGGGUUGAGGGAGGAGGAAAGGAGGAGAGGGAAGAGCAGGGGCGAGAGGAGGAGGGAGACGAUGGGGGAGAGGAGAAGCAAGUGGGGGAAGAAGAUGGGGAGGAAGAAGGGGACGUGAAGGAGAAGAGCAGUGCAAGGGAGCAGGGAGGGGAGGGCGAGGUGGCAGAGGGCAGCAGAGGUUACAAAGGGUCCGGGCAGGGUGAAAAAAUGGAUGGAGAAGGAGAGGGAGGCGAGCAUGAGGAAGGGGAGGGAGUAGAAGCAGCAGAUGAGGGAGAUGGGGACGAGGGAGAAGGAGCGGAGGAAGAAGGAGGAAAAGGAGAUGAGGAAGAGGGAGAAGAAGAGAAGGAUGGGGAAGAAGAAGAGGAGGAGAACAGAGAGGGGGAAACAAGCAGUGGGAAGAAGACAGCUGAAAAUGCAGGGCCCACCUUACGGCAGAGAGGAAAGCCGAAGAAAAGAUUCCUUGGAAAAGGGGGAGGGGGAGCGAGGGAAGGCGGUGGUGGGAGUGAGGCGCUGAAUAGUGAGGACGACAGAGGGAGGUUGAGGGAUAGGGGGGCGAGAGACGAAGGAGCAGAGAGUGAUGAGAGCGGUGAGAGCGAUCCAACUGGUAAACCCGGCAAGAGCGAAAACCUUCAGCAGCAGAAGCAUGGGGAAUGCCCAAGGGCAGAGGAGGAGGUGGCAGCAGCAGUGGCGCCGAACCCAGUGUACCUGUGCGACUACCCGCGCACUGUGAUGCGCGUGCACCUGGCGUCGCUCUUCUGCCUGCAGCCCUGGGGUGACAGCCCCACCCGCCGCUCCCUCUUCGAUGCCAUGCUCGCAGGAUGCAUCCCCGUGGUCUUCUCCGAUUGGUCGGUGCAACGGCAGUUCCCCUGGCACUUGCCUGUGCAUGAAGUGGAGCAGAUCGGGUUUGAGGUCGGGGCUUCUGGGGAGGCUGUGCCUGUGUCAUCGUCCCGCUCUCCCUCAAACACGCCCUUCUACGUCUUCAUUCCAGCUGAAGCCAUUUUGAACGGCUCUGCCAACCUGGUUGCUAUCCUCUCCUCCUUUCCCCCUUAUAAGGUGAUUCGCAUGAGGCACAGAAUCAUGCAGCUGCUGCCUCGUCUGCUGUACAGACGAACGAGGGAGGAGGAUGGGACAGUGAGGCGGGUGAUAAAGAGCGACAGGGGUGAGAGCAAGGAGCAGGAAAAGGAAGAGGGGCUGUUAUGGGGCACGAAUGAGCUAGUGAAUGCUGAUACCGGUAAGGAUGACACGUUCAAAGAUGCUGUUGACGUGAUUAUAGAGCGGGCUCUUAGCCAUGCUCUUGAGCUGGCUUGGGCUGCACAAGUAGCGGACGAGGAGUGA
Closterium sp. Yama58-4 is the source of this 3012-nucleotide messenger RNA. Lineage: Eukaryota; Viridiplantae; Streptophyta; Zygnematophyceae; Desmidiales; Closteriaceae. The record is from the annotation of a GenBank genome assembly.